This is a messenger RNA of Myxocyprinus asiaticus (Chinese sucker), 4387 nucleotides long. RefSeq names its product BCAS3 microtubule associated cell migration factor-like. NCBI's taxonomy places the organism in Eukaryota, Metazoa, Chordata, Actinopteri, Cypriniformes, Catostomidae. The coding region runs from base 133 to 2925 and encodes 930 amino acids. The record is from RefSeq and is a predicted model, not a curated record. Gene Ontology annotation, molecular function: protein binding. The transcript is spliced from 26 exons. Gene Ontology annotation, biological process: response to starvation; autophagy. Gene Ontology annotation, cellular component: cytoplasm.
UGUACUGUGGCGUUUGGUGAGGACUUCUGUUGAUCCGAAUUCAAAACAAAAAGCCUUCGACUCCAGAACUACUGGCAUUGAUUUGGUGGGAGUGAUGGUAUUUGCGUCAUACAGGAUUCUGAGUAGUUUGCAAUGGCGUCUGACUCCCCACGCAGACCGAGCCGCUGUGCUGGUGGGGUUGUGGUUCGAGCACAGGCUGCGACAGAGCAGUCUUACAUGGAAAGUGUAGUUACAUUCUUACAGGAUGUAGUCCCUCAGGCGUACACUGGGACACCGCCAAAUGAUGAAAAAGAAAAAAUCGUUUGGGUCCGUUUUGAAAAAACAGACAUCAAUGAUGUGGCUCGCUUACCAGAGUUCCAAGAGAUGCACGGCAGCAGCACUGACCCGCCUCUCUGCCUGAUGAUUGGCUACACUGAUGGAAUGCAGAUCUGGAGCAUAUCACUGAAUGGGGAGGCGCAGGAGCUGUUCUCGGUGCGGCACGGGCCCGUGCGAACGGCCAGGAUUCUGCCUGCCCCUCAAAUCAGUGAGUGUCAGUCACCGGGUUCACUCAAGACUGACAGCUUUGCUGAGAAACGGCCCCUCCUCGGUGUUUGCAAGAGCACGGGCUCUUCGGGGACAAGUCCCCCUUAUUGUUGUGUGGACCUUUAUUCCCUGAGAACAGGAGAGAUGGUCAAGUCCAUACAGUUUAAAACAUCCAUCUAUGACCUACACUGCAACAAAAGGAUCCUUGUUGUUAGUCUUCAAGAAAAGAUUGCUGCCUUUGACAGCUGCACCUUUAUGAAGAAGUUCUUUGUCACAAGCUGCUACCCAUGUCCUGGGCCCAACAUUAACCCUAUUGCUCUAGGAAGUCGGUGGUUGGCUUAUGCCGAGAACAAGCUGAUCCGGUGUCAUCAGUCCCGUGGUGGGGCCUGUGGAGAUAAUGCCCAGUCCUACACCGCCACUGUCAUCAGUGCUGCUAAAACGUUGAAGACAGGCCUGACCAUGGUGGGUAAGGUCGUGACCCAGCUCACUGGAACACUGCCAUCAGGGGUGCCCGACGAAGAGGGCACUGCCCACAGUUGCACCCGCCGCAGCCCUCACCAGCCUGGCGUGGUCACUAUCAUAGACAUGCACACUGUGGGAGAGGGGCAGGUUCUAGUUAGCGAGGAUUCAGACGGAGAGGGAGUGAUUGCACAUUUUCCAGCACAUGAUAAGCCUAUAUCCUGCAUGGCGUUUAAUCCAAGCGGUAUGUUGCUGGUGACUGCAGACACACUUGGCCAUGACUUCCACGUUUUUCAAAUCUUGACUCACCCAUGGGCAUCUUCCCAAAGUGCGGUUCAUCAUUUGUACACCCUUCACAGAGGAGAGACUGAGGCUAAGGUGCAGGACAUCUGCUUCAGCCAUGACUGUCGCUGGGUGGUCAUCAGCACUCUUCGUGGCACCUCACAUGUCUUUCCCAUCAACCCGUACGGCGGAGCGCCGUGCGCACGCACCCAUAUGUCUCCACGUGUGGUCAAUCGUAUGAGCCGUUUCCAGAAAAGCGCCGGACUGGAGGAGAUUGAACAGGAGCUAAGCAGCAAACAGAGCGGCCGAUGUAGCCCCGUUCCUGGCCUCUCUAGUAGCCCUUCUGGAUCACCACUACACGCCAAACUCACCAGUCAAGAAUCUUACAACAACUUCAACAACAACAUGGGUAACCCACGCCUGUCCCCACUACCCAGCUUGACUGUCUUGCUUCCUUUGGCACAGAUCAAGCAGCCGAUGACCUUGGGGACCAUCACCAAGCGCACUGGACCCUACCUCUUUGGGGCAGGAUGUUUUUCUAUUAAAACUCCAUGCAAAGCCAAGCUGGCUCCCCAGAUCUCCCCCAGUAAGUCUAUUGGUGGAGAGUUUUGCGUGGCUGCAGUCUUCGCAUCCUCUCGCUCUUGGUUCAUCACCAACCCCAACAUGAAGAGAGAGAAAGAUCAGUCACGCCAGGCCGUCGUUGAAUCCCUUUACAUCCUGAGUUGCUAUGGAAACCUGGUGGAGCAUGUGCUAGAGCCCCGGCCAAUCAGCACAGCGCAAAAGAUCGGCGACGACACACCCCUGGAGCUGAACACCUGUCCGAGAGCCUAUUGGAAUCUCACCAGGGCACCGCAGUGGAAUGAGCUACAACCACCUUUCAACAGCAACCACCCCUUGGUGCUGGCCUCAGACUUCGUGCAGUACCAUCAGUACCUCCUGGCUGGCUUGGUACCACCGGGCAGUCCUGGCCCCAUCACCCGACAUGAGUCUUAUGACAGCCUGGCGUCCGAUCACAGCGGCCAGGAGGAUGAGGAAUGGCUCUCUCAGGUGGAGAUUGUGACCCACACCGGUCCUCACAGAAGACUGUGGAUGGGUCCUCAAUUUCAGUUCAAGACCAUCCACCCGUCAGGUCAAACCACAGUCAUCUCAUCCAGUUCCUCUGUACUACAGUCCCAGGGGCCAAGCGACACGCAGCAGCCUCUGCUUGAUUUCGACACAGAUGACUUAGACCUCCACAGCCUCAGGAUCCAGCCGGUGCGGUCUGAGCCUGUUAGCAUGCCUGGAUCUUCUCGCCUGGUGGCCGACCGUAGAGGCCAAUCCACAGUCAUAGAUACCGGCUCAGGCACGUUUGACCGCAGUGUCACCCUGCUGGAGGUGUGCGGCAGCUGGCCUGAGAGCUUCGGCCUGCGUCACAUGUCCUCUGUGGAAGUCACCGAAGAGGGCCUAAAGGAGAGACUGGCAGACGCAAUGUCAGAGUCACCCAGCAGAGAAAUUGUAGGCUCUGGGACAGCAGAGCUGCUAAGGGAGGGAAGCAUCGAGACACUCAGCAAUAGCUCAGGUUCCACCAGUGGAAGCAUCCCCCGGAACUUUGAGGGCUACCGGUCCCCUCUCCCCACCAAUGAGAGCCAGCCCCUGAGCCUGUAUCCCACCGCAUUCCCCUAAAGCCAGCUUUCCCGUGCUCAUCUCGGACCUGAGGAAGCCUCUCUUCGCCUUUGGACAAUCUUGACAGUACAACCACAUCAGAGAGACUACACUAUCUCGGUCUCCUUACCAAGUCUUUUCUGCGAUAUCUUUGCUCCGAUGGCUGUUAUUUGAAAUGUUGAUUUUCCUUUAAUCAAACCAGGCAUGCACAGAUAUAGGAAAACAUUGCGCAAUCAGGACCAGAGUUUAGACUAGAAUUUAAUUUUCUCACCGAUAAGAUCCUUUAUUAUCAUUUCACUACCCUUGUAGGUCGAGAAAUUAUUGUGAUGUAGCUUUCAUUUGAGAGAGAAAGUGCUCUGAUCUAAUGUCCUAAAGGAAUUGGUUGGAGUCGCAAUUUUCAGAAAACGUGUCAUAUUUCCAGUAUCAUUAUCAAUCGAAUUUCCAGUGUGUAGGUGUGUGAGUUUCAGCUUGAGGUCAUUAAGCAUUACAAUGCAAUACAUUUGUUUUGUUUGUUUUUUAAUCUAAGUGAUGAUUGAGUUGCUGUACAAUUGAAACCAUUUCCUUAAGCAUAACUGCCUUCCAAUAAUGCUGAGAAAAACUUCAGUGCUUAUGAAGAUCUGUUUGGUAAAGCAACACGUGUUGCUAACAAUAUUUAGACAAAUAGUGUUUUGAUCUGUUUCAGUUGAUGUACUGUAGUUAACAGCUGCAAAAUCUUAGACGUUUAUGUUUUAUUUGAUAGGUAAUGAAAAUUGGUUACAUUUACAAUCUAAAAGUUGUUUAUCUUGUGUUACAUAGUGUUUAUUAUUUGGCACAUUUGUUCUUUAUAUUUGUGUUGUAGCCAAAGUAUUUGAUUUUUUUUUUUUUUUUUUAACCAUAGAUAAUUUCUUUUGCUGGUUUGAUUUUCUUUGCUUUCUUUUUAAUGCCUUUCAGUUUAUGGAUAUAUGUGAGAUUUAUUGCAUUUUCUAGAAGGGUUGUUUGUUUUACAGAUGUCUUGUUUCCAUGUUUGAAUGGUUUAUUGGCUGUGUGCAAGGCUGGUGUUCAACAGUGGCAUGCUCAAGUUUCUAAAGCAAAUUUAAUUUAGCUCAUAAGGUGAGUUAGAUGUCUAUCCAAACUUAUGGAUCAAGUUCCCUCACACACAUCAACAUCUUUAUAAUCAUUAUAAUUAUAUACUCGCUUAUUUAACCAAUUUAUAUUGUUCAUUUAGAAAAAAGUCUUUAAUCUGGGAUUGAAGUUCGGUGCAUGUUGAAAACCUGAGUAGCUAUAUGGAAAAGAAACAUGUCAGGGUUUGUUCACCAUAAUUUAUAAUAGACAAAGUUGGCAUGAUUUUAUGUGUAAAUGCAGUGCAGAUGCUUUGUAUGGAUGACAGUAUUUUUUGUAAUAAUACUAAAGUAAUCUUGUUAUGAAAUAGGGAUUUAUGCAAAGGAAAUUAAUGAUUAUUCUAUACAUUUGUGUGUUUGCUUAAUAGAGUAUAUGUGCAUUUUGA